AUGUUUUCUAACAGAGAUAUAGGCUCUGUAAGAGAUCAUUUGCUACUCUAUCUACGUGGCAAGUGCGAUCCAACAAGCGCGACUUCCAUAUUUGUGUCACCAGCCGCGUGAAAGUAGCUCCUUCCAAAACAUGAAGUUAUCAAAUCCGCCCCUGCCGUCUACAAUCCUUCAAAUUAGCUUGUUUUUCACUUGCUGCCACUUGCUGCCACUUGUUUUUCUCGGAUCUGAUCCGUAAUUAUGAACAUCAACUAUUCAUACUCACCAUUGACGGCCUUUAUAUCAAAUUAAACAGUCAGCCAGCAGAAGAAUAUUAUACUGUUACCAACAAAGCGAGACCGUCAACCAAUUGCUCUUUCAAAGAAGCACCUCCUUUACAGCUUGAGACAAUGGCCUAUAAGAUUGAGAAACGCAGACGUAGCUCCAGCUCCUCAGAAUACGUAGACCCCAGACGAGUCGCUCCUCCACCGAAGCUCAUCCGCCACGGAUACAACACUCGAAAAAGCCGAAGUCAAAGUCCAGACCUAACAGACUCGCCCCAUCCAAAAAGCGAUUAUUCCCCCACCACAAGCAACCUCGCCAAAAUUGCACAGGUAUCCCCCAUCAUCAAAGCAGAAACAGAAUCUCCCGUCCUAGAGGCGUUCCCCGAGUUCGACAUCAGCUCCUCCUUCCCCUCCCAGAUGUCCGUCGACGUCGACUCCAUCAACCCCUUUGAAAGCCCCGACCCUGACUCCCCCAUGCCCCAGAACGCCACAGAAUCAGAAUCCAGCAUCAAACUCGGUUCCGAUGUCGAACUCACCGCCUUCCACCCCCCCGAAGUCCUCUGCAUCGGCCACAGCACCCUCCCGUUCUUCAGCCUCACCGAGCUCCUCAAACCAAUGGAUGUUUCUCACAUCGUCGACAUCCGCUCCAGACCAGUCUCAAAUGUUAGCCCGCAGUUCAAUUUUGCGAAGCUGCAUUCCAGCUGGCAUCUCAUGAUCGCAGACAUGCAGUAUGUCUGGCUUGGGGAGUCGCUCGGGGGACGAAGGGAGAAUAUGGAGGGCGUGAUGAGACACAGGGAGAUGCUCGUGCCGGACUUGAAGAACUACGCGGCGUACAUGACUACCCCGGAAUUCAAAGCGGGAUUGGCCCAGUUAAAGGAACUGGUGAUAGAGCAGGCGAAGAAAAAGAGGAGGGUCGUGAUUAUGUGCGAGGAGGCGGUGCAUUGGCGGUGCCAUCGACGCAUGAUUGCGGAUAGACUUGUGGCCGAUAAUUACAUUGUGAAGCAUAUGGGGUUAAAGGCGAAAGAGUGCGUGGAACAUGUGAUGUGGAAUAUUGCAAGGCUUGCUUUGGAUGGGGAGGUGGUGUAUGAUGUGCCGCGGCUUGUUAACUGAGUUGGAUGUCAACCCUCACUGGAAAGGCUGAUUAGAUUAUCGAAGAGGAAGUGUUCUCCUUUUCUCUGUAAGGCUGGGAGUGUACGUGACUUGGCGGG
Messenger RNA from Pseudogymnoascus destructans, 1468 nucleotides. RefSeq lists its product as uncharacterized. The transcript has 2 exons. The coding region runs from base 387 to 1370 and encodes 327 amino acids. NCBI's taxonomy places the organism in Eukaryota, Fungi, Ascomycota, Leotiomycetes, Thelebolales, Thelebolaceae. The record is from RefSeq and is a predicted model, not a curated record.